Antechinus flavipes (yellow-footed antechinus) is the source of this 3357-nucleotide messenger RNA. RefSeq names its product MTOR associated protein, eak-7 homolog (gene MEAK7). The record is from RefSeq and is a predicted model, not a curated record. Bases 273 to 1718 code for a protein of 481 amino acids. The transcript is spliced from 10 exons. NCBI's taxonomy places the organism in Eukaryota, Metazoa, Chordata, Mammalia, Dasyuromorphia, Dasyuridae. Gene Ontology annotation, biological process: TOR signaling.
GGUGUGUUAGUCACGAAAUCUGUCCAGUUACACAGGCAUGGGGCAAAGAAGGGCGCCGGGGUCCGGCGCUGCCGACAGGGCCAGAAAGCCUAACAACGGAACACGGGCGCUGCUGGCCGGGCCCGAAGACUCCGCUUGAGGCGAGUCGACUACUCCAGAUGAAUAAGCCAUCUUUCACCUUUUUUGCUGGAAUGUCUCAUCCCUGAAUAUUCUCCCCACCUCUAUCCCCUUUCCCAUUUGCAUUAUCUGGAUUCCAUCACAAGUAAGAAAAGAUGGGGAAUAAACAAACAAAUUGCCGCCCGAACUACUGUUCGCGGUUUCUACCUGAAGAACAAGCUGAGAUUGAUGGAUUAUUUGCCGCCAUAGCAGGAGGUUUGGAGACAGUAUCCUGUGAAAGGAAUAGAAAAUGUUUUCCAGUCCCUAUUUCUCUGGAAAUGUUACAGGCUUACCUUGGAGAUGCCAUACCCCAGAAAAUGAUAUGUAGAAUCUAUGACGGCAUGAGACAUAUUGACCCGAAUGGGGUUAACCCAGUUCCUAGUGAAUACGUCAUCAGAGACCAGUUUUCAAUUUUCAUGUCAGAGAUAUUAAAAGGAAAUGCAGGAGAGAAGAGCAGGAUGAUCAUGAAGAUGCUCCUUGUACCUUGCUCAAGUGUGAGAGCAGGUCAUAUCCAAGAGUUUACAGAGGAUCUGAUUACCUCUGUAGUACAUGUACUGUACUACAGAAAUGAACUGAAAGGUUGGAAUAUGAAGAGAUGUCAAGAUUUUACCGCCGGUGUAAGGCCAUUGGCUUCCCAGCUGCUCUCAUCACUGAAACAAGAAUUGAACCCACCACAGCAGAAGACCUAUUGGGAUUGUGGUAGUAGAAGGAAUUGGACAUGUCCUGGAGAAUGUAGCCCACCAAUCCCAGAUAAAACCUGUGAUUGCAGUUUGCUUGAAGACUGGCUGCUGAAAGUGCCCCAGAUCUCCACAUUUUUAAAUGUCAUCAUCAGGCGAGGAUUUCUUGUUUUGAAUUCUUACUCGGAGAUUGCUGGUUUCAUCCCAGAGUGUAAAGAUGCUAGAGACUUCAUGAGCCUUCUUAACAUUCCUGCCAUUAUUUACAUCAACUCUUACCUGCCUUCAUGUCUACAGCACACAUGGAGACUGAUUUUUUCUUCUCAGAUUCAUGGCUACAGCUUUGCAAAAUUUUGUGGGAAUAUUAUAGAUAGAGGUCCCUGCAUAAUAGUGAUAAGAGACAGGGAUGGCUAUAUAUUUGGUGGCUUUGCAUCUCAUUCCUGGACAGUCAAGAGCCAUUUUCAAGGGGACUGUAGAUCCUUCCUGUUUACCAUUUUCCCCAACAUAGCAGUAUACACAUACAGUGGAUAUAAUGAUCAUUAUAUGUACUUGAAUUUUGGACAGCAAACUAUGCCAAAUGGAUUGGGCAUGGGAGGUCAAUUGGAUUACUUUGGACUUUGGAUUGAUUGUGAUUUUGGAAAAGGACACAGCAAAGCAAAUCCUAGAUGUUCUACGUAUAACAGCCCUCAACUGUCAUGCAGGGAAAACUUUGAGAUAGAUUGUCUAGAGGUAUGGGCAGUUGGAGAUUUCCAAUGUUGUGAGAAGUCAUCCUGUAAGAAGAAUGUCUUAGAUAAUGAAAAAGAGGUGCACUGCUUAUUAGAAAUGAUUGGGAAAUGUCGUCAUAGUGAAGGAGUUCGAAAUCCAUGUGACGAUGAAGAUGAUGAUUGAUAAGGUGCCAUCCUCAGCUCUGUUCGCCUAACAACGGGAUCUGAUCAUGCUGGGACUAAAUUUUGAAUCCCACUCUAGCUUAAUUUCAAUAUGUAAUGAAAAUCUUCCCCUUGGUGCCAUAUCUAGAGUCAGAUAAGUAUCUGGAAUUGGGAAAAAAGGUUGUUGGCUGGAUGAGUAAAAACAGUACUCUUUGUGUUUCUUCUCUAUAGCCUAUGGUUAUUUCAGAAGUUUCUAAUAGAGAUCUUAAUUAUUCAAGCAAUUGGGGAAAGUUCUCUCAUAGAUAAGCUAUGCUUAAAUAAUAAGUAUAAAAAGAAUAUUUUAAAUGCUAAGAUUUUGAUCAUUUCAACUGAAAGUAUUUGCCAUCAUUCCAAGCUUUGAAACUUCGGAUCAGUGUUGCAAGCACAGUUUGCAUUUCUAGAGUAUCUUUAUUCAGGGAUAUUAUCAAGGUGGUUGAUGUUAUUAACAAGAUUAUUCUAGAAGAGUCUUCAGCCCAUGAACCUAAACCCUCAUUACACAGAGACUCAUAGAAUAACAGGGCCUGAGGGGCCUUAAAGUUCAGUCUUUGGUUUCUUUCACAGUAAUACACAGGAGGCAUAUUUAAUAAAUCCUUCUUAUUUUAAUGUCUUUUUCAUUUUCCAGAUGGAAAAACUGAGACUUAGAGAAAGGAAAGGCCAAUCAGGCAAAAUACUCUAUUGUAAUAAACUGGGAUAGACUCAGAUGUGGAGCAGUCUGGUACCUUGCUGCAAUGUGACUCACAAUGAUGUGAAAUUUGCCCUGUUGCAGAAGAUCUGUUUGUGUUUAGCUAAUCCAUUAAAGUACUAGAAGUACCAGCAGAACUUCCCUAAAGUUGGGCUCAAGCAUCACUUACAGAUCCUAAGAUAUAGUUUUGUACAGAUGUCUCCCUUUCACCUACUGAAAUGAAAAGAUAUUUGAGGGUCAAAGGUUAUAAAUAGGCAGUUUUCAGAGGGAAAAAAAUGCAAGCUAUCACUUAGCCAUAUGAAAGAAUGCUCUAAAUCACUAAUAAUUAGAGAAAUACUCAUUAAAACAACUCUAAAACUCCAUUUCACACCCAGAUUUACAAAGCUGGGGAGAAAAGGAAAAUGAAAUGCUGGAGAGGCUAUAGGAAAACUUGUACAAAUAAACCAACCCUUUGAUUUAACAAUACUGCUAUUAGAUCUGUAGCCCAAAGAGGAAAAGAAUCCAUUUGUACAGAAACAGUGGUAGUUGGUUUUUUUGUUUGUUUGUUUUUGUGGUGGUGGAAAAUGAGAGGGUAUUCAUUAAUUGGGGAAUGAAACGAAUUAUAGUAUAUGAAUGUACUAUUGUGUUGUAAGAAAUGAUGAACCGGGAUGGUUUCAAAAGAAAUCUGAGAAGACUUGAUGUGCAGAGUGAAGUGAGAAGAAUCAGAAGAAUGAUUUAUAUAAUAACCAUAUUGUGAAAGAAAUUCAAAUCAGUGUCAUGAUCAACAAUAAAUCAGUGGAUUUAAGAAUUCAAAUUAAUUUUUUUGGGGGGGACAUGACUAAUGCUAGAAUUUGUUUUGCGUAACUAUACACAUUUGUAAUGGUCUUUGUUCUCACUUUCUCAAGGUGGGUGGUGGGAUGAAGAAUUUGGAGUUGAAAAUAAAAUUGAAUUAAAAAAAAAA